AUGCGUUCAUCUUCUCUUGUCGCUGUUACUGUCCCGCUCGCUGCGCGAGCCGUUGCUGGUCAAUAUGACGACUGGAAGUUCGGCAACAUGUUCAACCUCGGCCCGGCCAAGAGCGCCAUCACCAAGGCGACUUACACUCUGAUUCCCCCUUCCAUCCCCUGCGGAACCGUCGUGUCGAACAAGAACAGCCAGCCGUGGAUGUCCAUCUGGGUUGGCAUUUCUCAGUCUCUGAGCGACCAGGGCACGGAUCUGUUCCAGCCUUUGCUGAACUGGGCUCCGAACAACGCUCAAGAGGGAUGCCCAGCUGCCAAUGACGCUUGGUGCGUCGCUGCGAGCACUUUCACUGGAUCUGAGCAGGUGGCUCAGGAAUAUGUUGCUAUUCCUAACAAGUCCAACGUCGACUUUGAACUCACCUACGAUUCCUCGAAGGGUGUGACCCAGAAGGUCUACAUCAACGGCGCUCUUGUCUCCCAACAAACCGAUAAGGACAAGAACAGCAAGCCUCCUACCUGGAUCUACUCCAGCAACGAGUGUUACAGUGGCGCUUGCGGAACCCUUGACGCAUACACCUGGAGCAACCUCACCGUUACCCUCAGCGAGGCCGACUCUGCUUUCGGCGAGACUCUCCAGCUUACCGGAGCCACCUCCAGCGGUGUGAAGACCACUGAUAAUGGCAAGACCUGGCAUGCCGACUCUAUCAAGAUCAACGAGGACUACUUCUACACCGACGGCUCCAAGAAGCAGUGCUGA
Messenger RNA from Colletotrichum karsti, 750 nucleotides. RefSeq lists its product as uncharacterized. The transcript has 6 exons. The record is from RefSeq and is a predicted model, not a curated record. Lineage: Eukaryota; Fungi; Ascomycota; Sordariomycetes; Glomerellales; Glomerellaceae. The coding region runs from base 1 to 750 and encodes 249 amino acids.